Saccharomycodes ludwigii is the source of this 2052-nucleotide messenger RNA. Its product is annotated as Zn(II)2Cys6 transcription factor. The transcript has a single exon. NCBI's taxonomy places the organism in Eukaryota, Fungi, Ascomycota, Saccharomycetes, Saccharomycodales, Saccharomycodaceae. Gene Ontology annotation, molecular function: transcription cis-regulatory region binding; zinc ion binding; DNA-binding transcription factor activity, RNA polymerase II-specific. Bases 1 to 2052 code for a protein of 683 amino acids. The record is from RefSeq and is a predicted model, not a curated record. Gene Ontology annotation, cellular component: nucleus. Gene Ontology annotation, biological process: positive regulation of transcription by RNA polymerase II.
AUGGAACCUUUUGAUACAGACUCGACUUAUCCUGUUGUUCGUGCCGAUGUGGAUGAGGAAGAAGCUAACAACAACAACAACAACAACAACAACAACAGUUGUUUAAAGCGUAAACAUUCAAAAUUUGGUUGUGUUGAAUGUAAAAGACGCAAAAUUAAAUGCGACGAAACAAAACCGUACUGCUGGCAAUGUUCACAUUUAAACAAGAAUUGUGUUUAUUUGACUUUGGAACAACAAAACUUUUUAAAAAAGAAGAAAAAAAUUGAAAAGAAACAAAGACAAAAAUUGAAAGCAGAAGCAAAUGACAAGCUUGAUUUUAUUUGCAAUAUAAACAAAGAAGAAGAAGAAGAAGAAGAAGAAGAAGAAGAAAAAGAGGGAAAGGAAGAAAAAAAAUAUCAAACACUAGAACCACCUUACAAUGACGCUAUAAAUAUUGAAACUUCAAAUGAGAAUGAUAUAAAGCAAUCACUGCUUGAUUCAAUUAUAUGGGAUGCCAACCAGUUGACCGCGGAUUUAAUCCAAGAGCUAUUACUGUCUGAUAUUGCUAUACCCCAGUUAGACCUCACCCAGACGUUGCAAGAUAAUAGUAUAUCGGACAAUUGUGCACCAAGCACCAGAUGGGACGAUAUAAGGGCAAAACUUGUAUUCUUUAAUAGUGAUUUGGAACUGUACUAUUUGGAAGUUUUUUAUCACAAAAUUUCAUGUUGGAUUUUGCCUCUAGUUAAUUCGCCGGAUAAUAAUAUUAGCAACAAGCUUUUAUUUAAUGAAAUAAUUGAAAACGCCAAAAGGCCAUCAUUGAGGUCUUCAUAUUCAUCCUCGUCCUACCUUCGAUAUGCAAUGAUUGCCAUGGCAGCAAAAUAUUUAUUUAACAUAACAAGUCUCGAAAAUCAUAAAAUCAUCAAGGAAAAAUAUUUAAAAAUGUGCGUUUUGACAUUGAGCGCUGAGUUUGAUUCCACUUCCAAUACAGAUAAUUUAAUAUCAGAAAAAAUCAGAUCCUUAAUUUUAUGUAUUUUACUGUUAGCUAUGGACAGUAGUUCUAAUAGAAUUGAUUGGCAGGUUCACUUGCGAGGCGCCAAAGAUAUUUUUUUCAAAUAUUUGAAGAUCAACUCACAGACAGCUGGCAUCCAAACAUUAGAAACUUUGGCAUUAUCCAAGUCAUGGUUUGCAGCCAUUGAAAUUGUUGCCCUUUUAACAACAAAUUACCAAGGGUCCAAUGAUUCUAACGCUGAAUUAGAUGAAAUGUUAAACGUUGGAUCAUUUAGCCCCAAUGCAGAAAUUCUAUAUAAAAUGAAUUUAUUAACUGAUAAUGGGUACAACGUAUUUCUAGGGGUUUCUACCGAGUAUAUAGAGUUUUCUAAAAAUGUAAUCAAAUUUAGAGGAUCAAAAGAUCAAAAAGAUCCGUAUAGUGAUCAUUUUUUGUUAAUAUGCAGCAUGGUUCAGUCUUGUAGAGACUUCAAUUUAAUUCCAAAUAAUUUUGGGAAACUAAUAGAACAGGAUUAUAUUAAAUCGUUUAAUGAGUGCAAGAACCUGGAUUCUAUCUACUUACAGAGCAUUAUUCGGGUAAAAGGUGAGUAUUACUCUUUUUACGAUGUAGUACAACAAAUACAUGUGGAAGCACUUUUUAAAACAUAUUUAGAUACUUUAAAUUUGAAAGAUACGAUACUACAGGACAAAAGUAUGGAUAGAUUGCACAAAUUUAUUGACUGGGGAUUUGAAUCUGAUGACGAAACAAUUAAAUAUCAUUUUAUUAUAGAAGAUAUUAAAAAUGCCAAAGUAAGUACAUACGAUGAUUUAAAAAUUGACAUGUCUGAUUUAAUUACUGAAGAACUAAGAGUUGAUUGCUUUAAGCUGAUGAUGUGGCAUUUUGCCCUAGUAUUAUUUAGUCUCAACUUGAGUGAUAAAGAUGUUGCUAAAAAAUGUAAGAUGCUGGCAUAUUUCCAGGUUUUAGCGAAAAAUUGUGGGGCAGAAAGUGCAAAACAUUCUGUUGGGCUAUUAUUAAAUAAAUGGUACAAUGGGAAAGUGUCAAACAGUGGUGUCCUACCCUUUUCUUAA